Molecule: messenger RNA, 372 nt
Organism: Lactuca saligna
Lineage: Eukaryota; Viridiplantae; Streptophyta; Magnoliopsida; Asterales; Asteraceae
Source: the annotation of a GenBank genome assembly
AUGACUGGGAGAUUAAGACACAUUGUGCUUGGUAUAAUCAACAAACUCGUGUACUCACCUACCACAGAAGAACAAGAAUUCUAUCUUCUUAACAUAGUGAUUCAGAGUUAUGGCUAUGAUGCUGUAGCAGUUUUAUUGUUUUUAGUUUUGUCUAAAUAUGAUUUUUCCAUAUAUAGUUUGAAAUGUUUUGAACAUCUUGACAUCAUCAAAGCCGAAUCAGAAAAUGCAUGCCCUAGUGUAGUUUCUUGUGUUGAUCUUCUUGUGGUGGCUGCUUAUGACAGUGUGAUUCUAGCUGGUGGACCAUUUUAUCCAGCUACACAGGUAGAAAAGACAACAGUCGAUCUUUCUCUCGGCUCUCCUAUGAGCUUCUAG